CCCAGACGAAACUCUGAUUUCAGUGCUUCUGAAGACAAAACAACACAAACAUUCACAUAUUGAAAGUUCACUCGGUUUGAACAAUGGCCUCAUCUACUGGCCCGCAGUUCACCGAUCGGAGUGCAAAAGCUCUGACCGAUGCUGCUGCUCUUGCAGAACAAUACGCCCACACCCAAAUCCUCCCCGUCCAUUUGGCAGUUGCACUGUUUGAUCCUCCUCCAGACGAAUCCAAAGAUCAACAGACGACGGCCAAUGCCUCACAACAACAUGCCUCCGCUCCCCUCUUUAGACAGGUCGUCGAACGAGCCCACGGUGACCUCCAGUUACUCGACAGAGCCCUGAAAAAGGCCCUCGUCCGUCUACCUAGUCAAGACCCUCCUCCCGACCAUGUCACCAUGUCUCCACAACUCUCAAAGGUCAUUCGAUCUGCUCAAGAACUCCAAAAAACACAAAAGGACAGCUUUGUUGCCAUCGAUCACCUCAUCACAGCCUUGGCUCAAGACCAAAAGAUCAUGGACUGCCUGAGAGAGGCUAACAUCCCCAAUACCAAACUCAUCGACAGUGCCAUUCAGCAAAUCCGUGGCACAAAGAGGGUCGAUACCAAGAAUGCCGAUUCGGAACAGGAGAACGAGAACCUCUCAAAGUUCACCAUCGACAUGACCCAGUUAGCAAGAGAAGGCAAACUGGACCCUGUCAUUGGUCGAGAAGAAGAAAUUCGGAGAGUUAUUCGAAUCCUGUCUCGAAGAACAAAGAACAAUCCCGUCCUCAUUGGUGAGCCCGGUGUCGGAAAGACCACUGUCAUUGAAGGUCUUGCACAACGUAUCAUCAACGCUGAUGUUCCGGCCAACCUCGCAGCGUGUAAGUUACUCUCGCUCGACGUGGGUUCUCUUGUGGCGGGAAGCAAAUAUCGUGGUGAAUUUGAAGAGAGAAUGAAGGGGGUUCUCAAGGAGAUUGAAGCCUCACAAGAAAUGAUUGUCCUCUUUGUCGACGAAAUCCACCUGCUCAUGGGCGCUGGCGCUAGUGGCGAAGGAGGUAUGGACGCUGCCAACCUUCUCAAGCCCAUGCUUGCUCGUGGUCAACUGCACUGUAUUGGUGCCACCACCCUCGCUGAGUAUCGAAAGUACAUUGAAAAAGAUGCUGCUUUCGAGCGGCGAUUUCAGCAAGUCUUGGUCAAGGAACCUACCGUCUCCGAAACCAUCUCCAUUCUUCGCGGCCUGAAAGAACGAUAUGAGGUCCAUCACGGUGUGACGAUCCUCGAUGGUGCAAUCGUGGCUGCAGCAACCCUAGCAGCCCGAUAUAUCACUUCGCGAAGAUUGCCGGAUUCGGCAGUCGACUUGAUCGACGAGGCGGCGGCCGAUGUUCGGGUCAUCCGAGAAUCACAACCAGAAGUGCUGGACAAUCUUGAACGACGGCUGAGACAGCUCGAGAUUGAAAUUCACGCUCUGACAAAAGAGACAGACCCUGCGUCAAUUCAAAGACUCGAAGAGGCCAAGAGGGAGGCUGCAAAUACAAAAGAAGAACUAGAACCCUUGAAGGAGCACUACGAGCGGGAAAAGGCCCGGUCAAGAGAGAUCCAAGAAGCGAAGAUGAAGCUGGAACAACUCAAGAACAAACGAGACGAAGCUGAGCGAUCCAACGAUCUUCAGACCGCUUCUGAUUUGACGUACUUCGCCAUCCCUGAUGUCACCGCCAAAAUCAAGGGCCUCGAGGCCGCACGAGCCCAAGCGGACGCCGAACAGCACGCACGAGCUGGAGCGCUUGGAGAAGCCUCACCGACGGAUGCCGUCGGACCGGAACAAAUCAACUCCAUCGUGGCCAGACAAACCGGUAUCCCAGUCACACGGUUACGAGCAUCGGAAAGGGAAAAGAUCCUCCACAUGGAGCAACACCUGCAGCAGAUUGUGGUUGGACAAAAGGAAGCUGUCAAGUCAGUAUCCAAUGCCAUCAGGCUGACAAGAUCUGGACUGGCAAAUCCAAAUCAACCACCAAGCUUCCUCUUCUGUGGUCCUUCAGGAACCGGUAAGACGUUGCUCACCAAAGCACUUGCCGAGUUCUUGUUCGACGACCCCAAGGCCAUGAUUCGGUUUGAUAUGUCUGAGUACCAAGAAAGACAUUCCCUGUCAAGGAUGAUCGGAGCUCCUCCUGGAUAUGUCGGUCACGACGCCGGUGGUCAACUCACCGAGGCACUCCGCCGACGACCAUUCUCCAUUCUAUUGUUUGAUGAAGUAGAAAAGGCAGCGAAAGAAGUUUUGACUGUCAUGCUUCAACUUAUGGAUGAUGGCCGUAUUACUGACGGUCAAGGCCGUGUCGUCGAUGCAAAGAACUGCAUUGUCGUCAUGACAAGUAAUCUGGGAGCCGAAUAUCUCGCACGAAACAACGCUCCUGACGGUAAAAUUGACCCCGCGACCAAGGAACUGGUCAUGAACGCACUUCGAAACUACUUCCUGCCCGAAUUCCUGAACCGUAUCAGCUCAAUUGUCAUCUUCAACAGGUUGACGCGGCGCGAAAUUCGCAAGAUUGUGGAUGUGCGGCUACGGGAGAUUCAAAAACGGCUGGAAUCAAACGACAAGAAGAUCACCAUCGAUGCUACGGACGAAGUCAAAGACUACCUUGGAGCCGCUGGCUACUCACCGGCAUAUGGCGCUCGUCCUUUGCAACGGUUGAUCGAGAAGGAGAUCCUCAAUCGUUUGGCCGUGCUCAUCCUCCGAGGAGCCAUCAAAGAUGGCGAGACUGCUCGUGUGGAAUUGGAUGAUGGAAGAAUUGUUGUACUUCCGAACCACACCGACAGUGACAUGGACGAUGACGAGGACAUGAUCGACGAGGAUGAUGCUAUGCUCGAACUCGAGGAUGCACCCAAUGGAAACAUGGAUCUGUACGAGUAAGAGGCAUCAUACAGAGAAGGGCCAAUAUGGGUGGAAGAGUCCGGCGCAAAACGGAAUGAAAUGAUGUAUGAAUUAUUGAUAACAUGAUUUCAAAAGAGGAAUACGAGCUCAAGACGUAAUGAUUUCAAAAUGAUACAUAUCAGAAUGUCGCUUUCCUCCAAGCUGGCGCGACGAGCGAUUUUAGCUGGUGUUGCUUUGCUUUACUAUGAGGAUUUUUGGGGACAGUUACCAAAAACUAGAGACAUUGUAUUCACCUGCAGAUAGAAAUGGACAGAACCAUUGCAUAUCACAUUGAAUAGAAAUAAACAAAGAACUAUUGAAUACAA
This is a messenger RNA of Exophiala mesophila, 3208 nucleotides long. Its product is annotated as hsp98-like protein. Gene Ontology annotation, molecular function: ATP binding; ATP hydrolysis activity. NCBI's taxonomy places the organism in Eukaryota, Fungi, Ascomycota, Eurotiomycetes, Chaetothyriales, Herpotrichiellaceae. The transcript has a single exon. Bases 84 to 2882 code for a protein of 932 amino acids. Gene Ontology annotation, cellular component: cytoplasm; cytosol. Gene Ontology annotation, biological process: cellular response to heat. The record is from RefSeq and is a predicted model, not a curated record.